Messenger RNA from Oncorhynchus gorbuscha (pink salmon), 2633 nucleotides. Its product is annotated as synaptophysin-like protein 1. The record is from RefSeq and is a predicted model, not a curated record. NCBI's taxonomy places the organism in Eukaryota, Metazoa, Chordata, Actinopteri, Salmoniformes, Salmonidae. Bases 333 to 1040 code for a protein of 235 amino acids. The transcript has 6 exons. Gene Ontology annotation, cellular component: synaptic vesicle membrane; synaptic vesicle.
CAGAUCAGAGCCCAAAUGACUGCAACUGGUUCGGAUUUCAAAUAAAUAUGCCCUUUCGCUUGAAGAACAAGUUGCCCGUUCAGUAGGUGGCGACGCUACAUCAAUAGGUGUAUUCUGCCAUAAAACUUUAAAGAAGAAGAACAAGUUGCUUGUCACUUGUGUUUAUGCAGUUUAGAAAGUUUGACAGCAGUUGUACAACGUCAGCUAACCUAGCUGUGUGUUUAGCUGUUUUUGAUCAGUCGAAUGUAAUCAAGGUUCACCCCGUUACAAUAUUUGUACGUUUGGGAGAAUAUAGGGUUUCUUCCGGUAUAGCGAACUGCUGAAAAUCGAACAUGGAAGUUGUUCAGAAACUUCUGUCGGGAUUCAAUCUUGACCUGGGACCUUUGAAAGAACCUCUGGGAUUUAUUCGGAUUCUGGAAUGGGUGUUCACCAUCUUUGCCUUUGCCACCACGGGUGGUUACUCUGGGACGACCCACAUCAGUGUGAAAUGUGGGGAUGCGGUGCUAAAGGACAUAGACGUUGGGUUCGGAUACCCUUUCAGGUUGUCUAGCUACGGCCCUUUAAAGGUGCCGACGUGUAACGGGAACGCCACGAAUGAGAUUUACCUACAGGGCGACUACUCUUCCUCGGCUGAGUUCUACGUCUGUGUCGGUGUCUUUGGCUUCCUGUACUGCACCGCCACCCUGGUUGUAUACUUGGGAUACCAGCAUGUGUACCGCGAGGGCCGCGGACCUACCUUUGACCUGUUGGUGACUGCUGCUUUUGCCUUCCUGUGGCUGGUGUCCUCCUCUGCCUGGGGGAAGGGCCUGACUGACGUGAAGUGGGCCACCAACCCAAACCACCUGGUUGGGAUCUGUCAGCCCCUGUGCUCACCUGGAUACUUCCCCUCCAUGGGAAAACUCAAUGCCUCUGUGAUUUUCGGAUUUCUAAACCUCAUCCUAUGGACCGGUAACUGUUGGUUCAUCUUUAAGGAGACUCCCUUCCACAAGGACCCCAACCCACCAGCCACCAUGGAGGAGGGUGGAGUCCCCAGCUCUUAAUUGCAUAGAGCCCAAGCCAAUCGCCAAGGUGCUUUGGACCCACAUGGUUUCUUAUUUAACCCUAUUAAGAAGGAAACUAAAACCUCAAGCAAAAUUUUGCUUUUUAAUCACCCUUACCACUGAGGCCACUUUUCAAUGAUGGGCAUUAAGCUCAAGCUUCAGGGAAAGUAUUCAUGCUGUGUUUACACAGGCAGCUCAAUUCACACACAAUUUUUUUUCUCUUCAACUAAUUGGUAUUUUGACCAAUCAGAUCAGCUCUGAAAAGUAUCUGAUGUGAUUGGCCUUUUGGCCAAAUAAAAAUAAAAUAAUUGGUGUGCCUGUGUAAACACAGGCUAAGUUCCCCAACUCUAACCCUCCAACACAGCUACCCUUGGAUGUCGUUUUAAUACUCUGCAUAGAGUUAGUCAGUUAAUGUGAAUGAUUUGCUAGCUGCAGUCAACACUAGGUGUAAACCCUGAAAACUGAGUGACCGCAACGGUUUUUAUUUGUUUUUUUCCUGUUUAUUUUUUAAACAUUCUAAAAGGUGCCUUGAGUUAACUGUACAUAACAUCUAUUCAGUUACAGUGAACGUGGCUUGAGUUGAACACUUAGAAAGGAAUUUGGGUAUCUGUGAUUUUCAAAAUGUCUGAUUUUGGUCGCUUCCUCUAGAGCAGGUACUUUCAAACGCAUAGGCCAAGUACAAAAUGUCCCAACAGGGCUCACAGACACACUACUGUAGCUGAACUGUGAUUAAUAUGGGGAUGUUCAGUAAUGCUGCGUUGACAUCACAGGUGGCCGGUGGUACCUUAAUUAGGGAGGACGGGCUCUUAGUAAUGGCUGGAACUGCAUCGAAAACAACAAACGCAUGGUUUCCAGGUGUUUGAUUCCAUUCACUCCUUUCCCGGCCAUUUGUUAUGAGCCGUCCUCCCUUCAGCAGCCUCCUGUGGUUCAAAUACACUAAUCGUCUGACCGUCAGUCCCCUCGUUUACCAUGAAUCUAAUAAAGGAGAUGAGGUCGACGGUAAUGUUGAAAUCCACUGCUCUGUUGCCUUUCAGGCCUACAUUUGGUCCUCUAGAUUAAAAUAAACAAUUUUAACUACUGUCAUAUCAGUGAUUCCAAUAUUCCACUACUACAUUUUUUUGAAACAUGGAUGUUGCAUUUCUGUCAUGUUCUGAAAGCCUACUGCUCUGAUGCACUAAACUCGUCAGUUGUUAGCUACUUGACCCCACAAUUGCUCCUGAUGUUUAGUGUGUUCCUCUUUGAAAUGUAUGUUUGUUUUUUUUGUCUUAGUUUUGUUAUUCAAAAUGGUUUUGUCACAUGCUUCAUAACCACCCGGUGUGGGCUAUCCUUGAAAUGCUUACUUGUGGAAGAACAUAUGAACAGUGCCUUGGUUAUUUAUACGAACUAUAGCAGUAACACCAACUAAUAAGGACUACAUUCAAUUUGAGGACACAUUUCUAGUAACUGCUGUCAAUAUUUUAGUUAUUCAAACUGUCAGUGCCUAUAUUUCACCGCAGUGCUGGUUGGUGUAUUGUUUACUCAAUGAAGCCAAACUUUUUAAAGUCUUCUGUAAAGUUGUGACAUUGAAACAAUUAAAACACUAAGUUCCCUCAG